Messenger RNA from Mercenaria mercenaria, 4654 nucleotides. RefSeq names its product von Willebrand factor A domain-containing protein 2-like. The transcript has 3 exons. Lineage: Eukaryota; Metazoa; Mollusca; Bivalvia; Venerida; Veneridae. The record is from RefSeq and is a predicted model, not a curated record. Bases 508 to 2073 code for a protein of 521 amino acids.
GAUUGGGUAUUUAUAAUUAUAUAGAGAAUGACAGUAUAGAUCGACAAAAGGUGUCAUUGUACCCUGAAUGAUUAUUGUCCAUGAAGACGAGCAAUUACAUUGAAAUUAGCGUUUUUUUUUUGCAUUAUGUCGUUAAGUUUCCGUACUAACAAAAAAGGACACAGUUUUUAUCAGUGUUUUUAAAAGAAACUUUUUUUGUUUUAUUUUGGGCUUAACGCCGUUUUUCAACAGUAUUUCAGUUAUUUAACGGCGGGCAGUUAACCUAACCAGUGUUCCUGGAUUCUGUACCAGUACAAACCUACUGCCAAUUCAUUUACUCGUUAAGUCAUAUUCACGUAUUAAUUCGUGAAGCUCGUCAUAUAUGGUAAAGGAUAACAUUGCAUUCAAACCGAGUCUGCAAUUUUCACUGUUUGCCUUGUUCUCGGUGCUUCCGAGGGAUCUACUUUUUAGAUUUUAUACUGUAUCUACAACUUGUGAACACUUCUAGCAAAGGAAAGCGUGUUUAAAAUGAGGCAUGUACGCUCCGUUUUAUAUUUUUGUCUAAUUUUAGCAGUUGCUUUUGAACUUUCAUGUGGUCAAUUGCAAUGUAGUGAAAUAUGUGAAUGGAUCACGUGGUCUUCAUGGUCUGAAUGUAGCAACACAUGUGGAGGUGGCUAUAGAAACAGAUCGAGGGCAUUUUGCUGCGACUCGAGGCUAUCAAGUAAUAAAACAGCUUGUUUCGAAGAUUGUGGAAUUGACAUAACUUUCUUUAAUAAUGGAAUUACCGAAACAUCUAACUGCAGUGAGUUCUGCCACAAUGGUGGAUCAUAUUCACCAAGUGGCAAUGGUUGUCAGUGUCUUAACAGAACAUUUAGGUAUUGUUGUGAAGAAGUUUUACCAGGAUGUACCCCAUUACCAACUGACGUGAUCUUUGUGUUAGAUUCGUCCGUAAGUCAAACAGAAGAACAGUUUUCUGCGCAGCUUGAUUUUGUGAAAAUAUUUGUCGAAAACGUAAACAUUAGCGAGGAAGAAUUUCAAGUAGCAGUUGUUACAUUUUCAACAGAAGCAAGAGUAGAUAUAGACUUUGAACAAUCCUCUGAUAAGGAUACUCUAUAUCGCUUAAUUGAUGAAAUUGAAUUUCGGCCAGGAGUCACGUUUACAAAUAAAGGGUUAAAAGCGGCUGUUGAAGUUGCAAGAAAAAGUGAGAGGCGUACAGGCAUGGUAACCUUGACUUAUGCCUUUGUUCUAACCGAUGGUAUGUCAACUAGCAGAGCAGAAACAAGAAUCGCUGCCAAGGAACUAAGAGAGUUUGGUGUUCAUGUAAUUGCAAUAGGUAUUGGAAAAGAAGUUUCACAUCAAGAACUGGUCGACAUUGCUUCUCCGGGAGAUACAUUCAGUCCUUCUUACGUUUUCUCUGUUGGAGAUUUUAAUGCCCUGGAUACCUUACUGAAGCAGCUUGUGCAGAUAACAUGUGACGAUUGCAGUGCCAUCAGCCACCUCUCUGAUAUUGUGUUUCUUUUAGAUGAAAGUACUGAAAUGGGCGAGACCGAAUUUCAACUUUCUUUGGAUGUGAUGGGAUCUGUGGUAAAGAACACUGAUCAUAUUGGUGAACAUGAUGGUCCAGUGUUUGGUUUGGUUCAGCUUGGCAAUACAUUGCAGACAGCAAUAGAGCUUUCGGAUAACCAGAGUCAAGAUGCUCUAAUGGCACAAUUACAGCUACUAUACAGAAGACAAAAUGAGGUCUGUGAAAAAGAUGAGCUUUGCACUUGGAAAAAUAUCACGUCGGCAGUUGAUCAUAUAUUUAAGACUUUUUACAGCAUAAAUGAGCGACUGGGCUCUAGAAAAUUUCUCGUUGUACUUUCUAAUGGAAAGUUUGAAAAUCCUGACGUUGUCAAGGAAGAAAUGGCGGCACUCCAUAAUGUUUCAAAUGUAAAGUUAUUUGUAAUUGGUCCAGGUCUUGAUGUGAAUAUGGACGGACUGUUAUCAUUGGCUAAAGAAGCUAAUCACGUGUAUGUUACUGAUGAUAAUGAUGAUAUUUCAAAGCUUGAUGUCAUGCAGUCAGAAUUUUCAUACAACUUUUGUAUAAAACAAUGAAUUAAUAUGACCUACACUUAUCAUGUAUUAUGGUCAGGGUUGUUAAUAAUUACUUGCAAAAGUAAUGCAUUAAAUUAGCAUUACUUGGAAAAAGAUGGCAUUAAAUUAGCAUUAGCAUUACUCAUUUUUAUCAAAGUAAUGCAUUAAAUUAGCAUUACAUAGGGUGCAUUAGCAUUACCAUUACUUUUUGGAUCAUUGCAUGUUAUUAUCACAUACACUGUUUUUCAUUAAAUCAUUUUAGUUUACCAAGGUCUAGGUCGUCAUUGCUUCUCCGGGAGAUACAUUCAGUCCUUCUUACGUUUUCUCUGUUGGAGAUUUUAAUGCCCUGGAUACCUUACUGAAGCAGCUUGUGCAGAUAACAUGUGACAUGAAUAGUUAAAUACGUGUAUGACUUCCUUGUAUUAUAUCUGAUUUUUUUCUUUUACCAUUACUUUAUAAAAAAAAUAAUUAAAAAAAUAAAAAUACCUAAUGUUGGAAGUACAGCAUGCAUGAGCAUUUAAAUUGUUAGAGAAAGUCAAGUACCUGAUUAAUGGCUCCCUAACAGCCUAAUUUAACAUGACAUGUAAAAGCUAGCUGCCUUAAGGUCUUAAACAUCACUAUCAGUGGCAUACUGUUAAUUGAUAAAAAGGUGUCAAAAGAUAAUAGAUUCUGUUUGAUAUUUUGGGUGACAAAUCUAAUUAUGUCACACUUCUAUGGCUAUUAUAAAUAUGCACCUCGGAGUUGUCCAAGGUUUUAAAUGUAUUUUUUAAAAUCUUUCAGUUGUACAUUGAACAAAAGGCAAUUAUAUCAUCAGACAGUUUAUUGAAAUCAAACAAAAAUCUAUUAGAGAACUGCUGUAACCUGUAUAAAUAACAGCAUACAUGUGUAUUUUUUUUUCCAGUGAUACAAAAAAUAAUGCCUAAGUAAUGCUAAGCAUUAGCAUUAGCAUUACUUACUUUGGCAUUAAAUUAGCAUUAUUUUCAAUGCUAAAAUUGUGGCAUUAAUCAUUAUUUGGCAUUAUUUGAAAAAAAGUAAUGCAUUACUAAUGCAUUACCAUUAGCAUUAGCAUUACUACAACCCUGAUUAUGGUAGGGCAAAAUGCAUGGGUCGUAUAACAAAUUGUUAUAACCGAGCUUGGAAAAUGCAUUACAUUUUCAAAUUAAUAUAAGUUAAUUGAGUUGUACGUUGCCUUUAGACUGUUUAUAAUAAUUUACAGUAUGAGUCAGAUUGUCAAAAAUGUCUUUUAAAGCCAAUGUAAAGAGUUUUUGUAAAUAGGGUAAAUUCAUGAUACUUUCUUUUUUACAUAACGAAUAUAUCCGUAUGUCUACUUGACAUUCUGAAUUUGACUGAGUGCACAACUUUAAGCGAAAAUAAUGAGGGACUUUUUUGUUUUCUUUUUAUGUUGAAACGCGAAGCGGGGAAACCUAUUAUAACUGUAUUCUGGAGACUGCAAGAAAUCAAUACUGAAGCAGAUUAAUAAAAAGAAAAUAUAUUAGAUUAUACAUCUUUGAAAAGAUCACAUCGCAGGUUUUUUAAUGCCAUUGGUGUAUAUCUUUAGAAAAUCGAAAUAGAAACUAUGACGCACUGGCUGUUUAAAAUGGCAUUAUGCGCAUCUUACUGCACAUAGUGUGUUUUGGGGAAUGUUUUGUAAAAGCAAUUUUCGGUUGCUGUGCAUUUAAAUGUCUUAAAUUAACGAUAAUGCCGCAUAAGUAUUUGAAGUUGAUGCUUCAGAAAUAAAGAAAUCGGACUAACAAAAUAAUAGUUCUUUUUUCAAUCUUCUAUGCAGUGAUCUCCCUUACCUGUAGGUAGAGAUUUCUGAAGUUGAAGGGAAGCAACUCCUGCGUGCAGUUUGACUUCUUAAAAAGACUGCCCCAGUCAAAAUAAGAAAAGUCAUAUUUGGAAACUUACUAUUUCGUACUGGUAACAGGAAGAGUUUGGUAUAUUGUGUUAAAAGUUAUAAUUUCCUUCACCCUUUUUACACACACAUCUAUUUCAGCUGGAUUUUUACUUGAAAACAUAUGCAUAAUUCCACUUUAAAAAUAGCAUAAUCUAUAGAUUUUUAGCGUAAAGUAACAACUGUUAACUGUUUAUGUUGAAAGAGCAUAUAUGCUUUUAUCUGAAUGCAACUAAAUAUCUUCAGAAACCAUGUAUAAGUGAUCAUUGAAUCAAGAAAACAUCAAACAUCACCAAGCAGUGUACUUAAAGAACACACGCCGCAGCAGCAAGCGAAUUCGCCGCGAAAACCUCGCUAUUUUACAUGUACCUUCUUUCUUGAUUAUUUUACAUGCACCUGUAUUUAUUCAUAAGACAAAAUCAACUUUCAAAAUGUCAGCUAUACAUUUCAGCAAUAAUAAUUGAAAUUUACGUUUAACUAUUUAUCAAGUUGUUGUUGUACAAUUUUGGGUGGACAACGAUUUAUUAUAGACAGACACUAUUUAGGCGAUUAUCCGCCCAAAAUGGAUAGUUCGAUAUAUGUUCUUCUUGAAAAAUGUAAUAAGUUCUUCUUUUACUUAUGUCUAGCCGAUUAUAUACGGUUGCAAAAUUUUAAUCUGCUAGAUGUAGGGUAUGCCCCUUUAAUUUGAAUAAAAAGACAUGGAUCAUA